AUGAUCACAAAUCGUCCGGCUACCCUUUCUGAUAUCCCCCAAGUUCGGGAUAUCAACCACUGGUACAUUGUUAACAGCUGUUCCACUUUUGCCACUACCCCACCACCGAUAUCCCACUAUGAGGACAUUCUUCGUGAUUUGAUGAGAAGAAACCUACCAUUUUAUGUGAUUGUGUCUGACACGCGGAAGACACCAGACGGAGCAGAUUUAAUUCUUGGCUACGCUUACUUGUCUCCCUUCCGUGGUCAUUUGUUGUCCUAUGCACCGACCGUUGAGCUGUCUAUCUUCAUGCGCUAUGAUCAGCAGCAAUAUGGCUAUGGAACCAUUAUUCUUAGAAAGCUCUUGCGUCUGGUGCAGGAGGGUGAAGUUGAGCACCGCUGCGAGGAAAGAGUGGGCGAUAUCCCACGGAUCGGAUUUGGUAGCUCCAUGGGUGUCAUGAAGACCUCUCUCGUUCAGAAUGUCAUUGCGAUCAUACCCUAUGACACUGAAGAUCCAGCUGAUGGAGAGAGAUUGAGGAAAUGGUACAUGAAAUGGGGAUUUGUCGAGAAAGGGCAACUGGAGAAUGUUGGGAGAAAGAUGGGUCAUUGGAUCGAUACUGUGUAUCUUCAAUGGACAAUUCCAGAGGAAACGGCAUAA
This is a messenger RNA of Penicillium griseofulvum, 636 nucleotides long. Its product is annotated as GNAT family N-acetyltransferase. The record is from RefSeq and is a predicted model, not a curated record. The transcript is spliced from 2 exons. The coding region runs from base 1 to 636 and encodes 211 amino acids. NCBI's taxonomy places the organism in Eukaryota, Fungi, Ascomycota, Eurotiomycetes, Eurotiales, Aspergillaceae.